GUUUUGUAACCUAUAAAUUGCGAUGGAAGAAUUGGGUGAAUCUGAGCUGGGAACCCAAGAAUACUGGGAUAAACGGUACAAGCAUGAGGUGAAGAAUUUCCGGACACACGGUGAUGUGGGAGAGGUGUGGUUCGGCGACGAUAUCGUCGUGAGAAUACUCAGAUGGUUCGAGAAGAACGUCGAUCCAUCUCAGAGCAUCCUGGAUUUAGGCUGUGGCAAUGGCAUGUUGCUCAUAGAUCUCUAUCGAGAGGGCUUCAAGAACUUGAAAGGUGUAGAUUACUGUCAGGGUGCCAUCACUUUGGCGAAGGAGAUUGCAGGCAAGGAGGAAUUUGAUAUAGCCUUCGAUACACUGGACAUCACGGCUGACUGCUCUGGAAUCUGUGAUAUUGAUGUAGUGCUGGAUAAGGGGACUUACGAUGCUAUUAGUCUAUCGCUGGAGGCUAAGGAGAACAGAUUGAAAUACAUCAAGAACGUUUGCAAGUUCAUGAAAGACAAUGGUUUGUUCAUAAUCACUUCUUGCAAUUGGACUCAGGAGGAGCUGUGCGAACAGUUUGAGGACGCUUUCGUGUAUUACAAGCACAUUCCGACGCCGCAGUUCAAGUUCGGUGGAAAGGUGGGCAGCGUCGUCAGCUCUGUAGUAUUUAAGAAAAUUGUAAAUUAAGUUUAUUUAAUAAAU
Molecule: messenger RNA, 676 nt
Organism: Nicrophorus vespilloides
Lineage: Eukaryota; Metazoa; Arthropoda; Insecta; Coleoptera; Silphidae
Product: protein-lysine N-methyltransferase mettl10
Exons: 1
Coding region: 23-661 (212 amino acids)
Biological process (GO): peptidyl-lysine monomethylation; peptidyl-lysine dimethylation
Cellular component (GO): cytoplasm
Molecular function (GO): protein-lysine N-methyltransferase activity
Source: RefSeq, a predicted model, not a curated record